Messenger RNA from Pogona vitticeps (central bearded dragon), 1945 nucleotides. The record is from RefSeq and is a predicted model, not a curated record. NCBI's taxonomy places the organism in Eukaryota, Metazoa, Chordata, Lepidosauria, Squamata, Agamidae.
GGUUCAUCACUCAAAACCCCAGGCAUUCGGAGCUGCCGGCUUUCCGCUCGAUGCCAUGCAGCCUGGCUCUAGUAUUGGCCACAGUGGGCCAGGAAACAGCGACGGGACCUCCUCUGGCUCCGGAAAGGGAUCGGGGGAAGCUUCCUGCCAGCGUGGGGGGGACAUUCGCAUCCAGCUGAGCUCUCCUCUGGGAGAGACUGAAGAGAAUGCCAGUCCCCGGCAGACUCCGCGAGUGGAGACCCAAAGCCGUUCCCACGCCCACUCCCACAGCGAAGCGAGGGGCGCCCCGGACGGUGCCUUGGAAACGGAGGAGCAAAGCGGGAGCAGCCUCUCGGAGCUCAGAUACAUCUUCCACUGGUUGCACAAGAGCCUCCCGUACCUCUUGAUUCUGUCUGUCAAACUUCUUAUGCAGCACCUAACCGGCAUUUCUCUGGGAAUUGGGCUGCUCACAACUUUUAUGUAUGCAAACAAAAGCAUUGUAAAUCAGGUUUUCCUAAGAGAAAGGAGUUCCAAGCUCCAGUGCGCUUGGUUACUAGUAUUCCUAACUGGAUCUUCUCUGCUCCUUUAUUAUACCUUCUGCUCUCAGUCACUUCAUUACAGCUUGAUCCUUUUAAGUCCCGCUGCGGAUUUUACGAACCUCUGGGAGGUGCUCUGGAUUGUGGGGAUCACAGACUUCGUUCUGAAGUUCCUCUUCAUGAGUGUCAAAUGCAUCAUUCUCCUGCUGCCUUCUUUUGUCAUGUCUUUUAAAUCCAAGGGUUACUGGUAUAUGUUAUUAGAGGAGCUCUGCCAGUACUACCGCACCGUGGUCCCCGUUCCAGUCUGGUUCCGUUACUUCGUUGGUUUGAAGGAGCUGGACGGUGCACUAGGGCAGAGUUUUGGAGUCUUGCUUGCUCUCCUCUAUCUCAUCCUAAAGCUCCUGAGCUUCUUCGGACACCUGAAAAACUUCAGGCAGGUCUUGCGGAUAUUUUAUACACGGCCCAGCUACGGGGUGGUGGCGAGCAGAAGGCAGUGUGCCGAAGUGGACGAUCUAUGUUCUAUCUGCCAGGCUGAGUUCCAGAAGCCGGUUCUUCUCAUCUGCCAGCACAUCUUUUGCGAAGAAUGCAUUGCGCUGUGGUUCCAACGAGAGAAAAUCUGCCCGCUCUGCCGGACCGCCAUUGCCGACCACAUCCAGAAGUGGAAAGACGGAGCCACUUCGGUGCAGCUACAGGUGUAUUAGAACCUCUGUUGGAGACGGGCUUUACAGUGUAAACUCACUGAAAAGCUAGGCUUACAGUUUUAAGGGAGCAGAGAUGCAAAAAGGGUGAACAGAAAGGAUGUAAACUCAGGGCUUUUAAAAGUCUCCACUGUUGCCCAACACUAGGCCCCACGGGUCCGUGCCGAUGCAAAGAGGAAGCCUGAAAACUGCUUUUCCAUAGCAUACCUUGCAUCAUCUUCCACGUGUUAUUCAUCUUUCUAAUGCUUUUUUUUGGUUGUGCCUCCGGAACUUCUUCGAGCCACUGAUGAUUCGGCACCUCUAGUAUUCAUUCAGUGUUUCAAAAGGCAGUUAAACAGGCUCUCUUGAAAAGAGACCUUGAGUACGGCAGCUGAGAGGACAAGAAGCCUGUCUGUUCGUGUCUUAAAGAGAGAAAGGACCUCUUCCCUCCUCUGGAUGCCGUUCCUCCAUUUAACUAGGCUUUCUACUCUAAAGAAACCUGGCAUGUUCUUUGCUCUCAAGUUCCAUAGUUCUAUAUUUCAAUGAUGUAAGGAAACUUUUCUACUUUUGUAAGCCUGGAUUUUUUAAAAAAGCAAAAUAUUGAAUACUAUAUUUUGUCAUAAUGAGUUAAGAUUUUACUAAAGGGGAAAAGAUUUAUUUUAGUAAUACUUUACCAAAAAAAACUCAAAAUGCCCAACAACCUAUAAGUGCACCAAACAGUUGGAGAAAAUAAACAUACUUUGAAUGUCUGGA